Messenger RNA from Myzus persicae (green peach aphid), 2381 nucleotides. RefSeq names its product protein yellow-like. The transcript is spliced from 6 exons. The record is from RefSeq and is a predicted model, not a curated record. Lineage: Eukaryota; Metazoa; Arthropoda; Insecta; Hemiptera; Aphididae. Bases 142 to 1428 code for a protein of 428 amino acids. Gene Ontology annotation, cellular component: extracellular region.
AUAUUCAAACGUCAGUUUCGCAGCAGACUUGCACCGAUCCGGUACUACGCGGUCUCGUCGAUCUUCGUCUGGUCCGUUUUUUUUCGCAACCGUUCGAGUUAUAAAUCGCGAAGUGAUCGAAUUUCGAUUUAUUUUUCAAACAUGAUCUCCUCAAUCGCGGUACUUUUGGCGUGCGCCGUGGCAGCCGUCACCUGUGCCGGCAACCUGCACGUCGUCAACGAAUGGUCACUGCUCAGGUACGAUGUGCCGUUCAAUUACCCCAAUGCCGAUUCGUACAAGCCCGAAGUCACGGUAUCCACCGGAAUCGAAGUCGGUUGGGACAGGAUAUUCAUUACGACCCCGAGACUGUUCAAUGGAAAUCCGGCCACGCUGGCUUGGGUGCCACGCAACCGAGCUGGAGUGACUUAUGACACACACAAAUCGCCAUUGUUACAGGCAUAUCCCAACUGGGAAUGGCACAGCGAAGCUUCCAGCGGUGACCUGCUGACGUCGCCGAAGCCCAACUGUUCCAGCCUGGUGUCCGUGUUCAGGGUCAGGGCAGACAGGUGUAACAGGUUGUGGGUACUGGAUAGUGGAGUCAUGGACAGUCUAGAAACUUUCAAGACGAUCUGCCCGCCUAAGCUGUUGGUGUUCGAUAUGAGAACUGACCAAGUGGUGAGAAGCGUGACAUUGCCCGCGGAAAUCUUGAGGGCCAACACACUUUUGACAAAUCUGGUGAUCGACGACCAGGUGGAAGUGUCCCAUCUGCAAGACGGAUUCCUCGGAGACUGUGACAACGUGUUUGUGUACAUGACCGACAGUACGAAUCCAGGUAUUCUGGUAUACGACGCCCGACGAGACACGGCGUGGAGACUCUCGCAUCCGUACAUGUUCCCGGAUCCAGACUUUGGAACCUUCUCGGUAGCCGGUGAAUCUUUCACUCUGAUGGACGGCGUCAUCGGUCUAGCUCUAUCGCCUUUCGGAUCCGUUGGCCGACGCCUUUACUUCCAGCCGUUCGCCUCCGACCGUCUGUUCUCCGUGCCCACAGCCGCACUCAAGGCCGGACCAAAUUUGGGUGACGAUGCCGAUCUUCCAGUGUCGUUGGUGGGUCACAAGUCUUCGCAAGCCGCCCCGUUGGCCGUCGACCCCAAGGACGGUGCUCUCAUAUUCAGUCCGGUGUCCGAAACGGCCUUAGCCACCUGGAUUCCGGGAUCCGUGGAACACGGUGUGCUGGCAUACAGCCCGGAGGAACUACAGUUCGUAUUGGAUAUCAGAUCGGCCGAUCGCGACCAAGGUGCCAUUUGGGUGGUAUCGUCGAGGUUACAGCGAUACUUCAAAAAGACUCUGGACAAAAGGGAAGUGAACAUCCGGAUCAUGAGGAUAGUCAGGGAGCCGGAGUUCUUGCCCUACGCAUUCAAUAACAAUAACUCUCUGUUGUUGUUCAAAUGAUCUGCUAUGUUAUUAUACUUGACACUGCACACACACACACACACACACACACACACACACGACGAUAAUUUAUUGCUAAACCAUGUUGUAUGAUAAUAUUAAUAAUAAUAAUAAUUACAUGAUACCACACAUUGUAACGAUUAUACCAGAUAAUAUACGGUACGCAAUGCGUAUGGUAUAUUAAUGACGAUGCCAUUUUACUUAGGGUUGCGCUGCGUUCGUAUAAUAUGAUAAUAUUAAAACAUUAACGGAGCUGCGACAUUUAAUUUAAUAUAAUUACAUUGUGUAAAUACUAUUAUUAAUAAAUAACCAUUGAAAUAAUUCACGAAAUCGUCGAAAUAUUCAUAUAAUAAUACAAUGAGAUGAUAUGUGAACACAAUUCGAUAAUUUUGUAGGUUGUAUUAUUAUUUAUUUAUUAUGAAGCGUACCUCAAUCUUCAAUGUAAACACUCAUUCAAACGGACGUAUUUUUAAUUUAUAAUUCUCGACGGUAACUCAAUGUAAACCGAUUAUUUUCGAACAGCCCUGAAACUUUAUACUUAAAGAAAAUAUACGAAUGACCUAGGGAUGCCAACCAUAAUAUACCCGUAUUUUUUUUUACAAUAAAUUACGAUUUCAACGAAAAAUUGAUGAUAAUACUGUUUCGGUAAAAUAUUAUUACAGUCACAACUUAUAAGACGAACCGAAAAUGUAAUAAUCACAUAACUAUACUUCGAUGUUACCGAUAGCACUACAUAAUGCUUUGUUUAUUAUCGUAUAUUUAAGUAUUUUAUGAUUGAUCAAAAUGUAUUAUUUAACAUUAUAAUUUUAAGGAUAUUAUAAUUUAAGAAAUGUCCAAUAUUUGUUAGUCUAAGAAUAUAAUUCUUUUAGUUUCAUUAUUAUAAUAUACCGUAAAACAAAUAUUUUGUAUUAUGUAUUUUACUUAGUAUAUUAAAUUGCGAAAAAUUAUACAGA